CCAAAAUGGCGAACGUAGCCGCCGCCGCUGCGGCUGCUGCUGCUGCUGCUGCCGCCGCGAAUAGAGACCCAGCCGUGGAUCGUUCACUAAGAUCCGUGUUUGUGGGAAACAUUCCGUACGAAGCCACAGAGGAGCAGCUGAAAGACAUCUUCUCUGAAGUGGGACUUGUUGUCAGUUUCAGGUUAGUAUAUGACAGGGAGACAGGAAAACCAAAAGGGUAUGGCUUCUGUGAAUAUCAAGACCAGGAGACGGCCCUCAGUGCCAUGCGAAACCUGAACGGGAGAGAGUUCAGUGGUCGAGCUCUCAGAGUUGACAACGCAGCCAGUGAGAAAAACAAGGAAGAACUUAAAAGUUUAGGAACAGGAGCACCCAUUAUUGAGUCUCCCUAUGGAGAUAAUGUCCAGCCAGAGGAGGCACCCGAGUCCAUCAGCAGAGCUGUGGCCAGUCUGCCUCCAGAGCAGAUGUUUGAACUCAUGAAGCAGAUGAAGCUGUGUGUGCAGAACAGUCCCCAGGAGGCGAGGAACAUGCUGCUGCAGAACCCUCAGCUGGCCUAUGCUUUGUUGCAGGCCCAAGUGGUCAUGCGGAUUGUUGACCCUGAGAUAGCCUUGAAAAUGCUCCAUCGCCAAACUACAGUCCCGCCACUGGUUCCCAGCGGACAGGGUGGAGGAGCACCGCCAGUCAAUCCACCCCCUGUACAGCCCAGCGUGCCAGUCUCUCAGCCGCAGCCUGUGCCUGGGAUGCACGUGAAUGGAGCCCCUCAAAUGAUGCAGCCCCCCAACAUGGGUGUUGUCCCCGGUCCUAUGCCUGGACCUGGACCAGGACCAGGACCUGCACCAGGACCAGUCGGACCUCCAGGACCAGGUGGUAUCCCCCCCAGAGGCCUGCUUGGAGAUGGUCCCAAUGAUCCCAGAGGAGGUACUCUGCUGUCUGUCACUGGAGAGGUCAUCGAUCCUAACCGAGGCUACAUGGGCGCUCCUCCACCUCACCAAGCUCCCCCUGUACACAUGGGCCAAAUGGCAACUGGACCCCCUCCGGAUAUGAGGGGCCCUCCGAUGGACAUGAGAGGCCCGCCUAUGGGUGAACCACGGAUGAUGGGUGACCCCAGAGGGCCCCCGAUGAUGGAGCCACGGGGACCCCCGAUGGAAACCAGAGGCCGGGACCCCAGGGCGAUGGAUGCUCGUGUUCCAGUCACAGGCCAGAGGGUCCCCAUGGCAGGAGGAAUGCAAGGACCCGUUCCCCAUAGUAUGGGUCCAAAUGCUCCUCCACCUGCAAGACCGGUUUCUGGUAUUUCUGGCGUCCCUCCAUCGGGGGGAGGAUUCAGCCCAGGGCAGAGCCAGGUUUCCACACAGGACCAGGAGAAGGCUGCCUUGAUCAUGCAAGUCCUGCAGCUGACCCCAGAACAGAUCGCCAUGUUGCCGCCAGAGCAGCGGCAGAGCAUCCUCAUCCUCAAAGAGCAGAUUCAGAAGACUGCAGGAGGAGCACCCUGAUGGUCCGACUGAGGAAAUACUCGAAGGUUUUAAGGACUCACUGUCUGCCCCCGUCCUCACCAUGUCACCCUCAGUCUGAAGACGUCUCAGUAGUUUGUAGUUUUUUUUUAAGUCGUUUGUCUGUUUUCUGUAUGGAAGGGUGAAGUUGCUGAUUGCAGAUUCAAAAGCAAGCAACGCUUUUGUGAGGAGGACGACGAUGAUGAAUGCUGUGCCAUCAUCAUUUCCCCCCAGAGCUCACUGUUAUCAUCUAACAGCUCUGAAAACUGUCUCAAUAGUGUUUUGUCAAUAAAAAAA
Scomber japonicus (chub mackerel) is the source of this 1781-nucleotide messenger RNA. RefSeq names its product cleavage stimulation factor, 3' pre-RNA, subunit 2 (gene cstf2). Gene Ontology annotation, molecular function: mRNA binding. The record is from RefSeq and is a predicted model, not a curated record. NCBI's taxonomy places the organism in Eukaryota, Metazoa, Chordata, Actinopteri, Scombriformes, Scombridae. Gene Ontology annotation, cellular component: mRNA cleavage and polyadenylation specificity factor complex. Bases 6 to 1487 code for a protein of 493 amino acids. Gene Ontology annotation, biological process: mRNA 3'-end processing. The transcript has 13 exons.